CAGUUUGAUGGGAUCCGGUCAAUUUGACAAAGCCGCUAUCUUAAGUCACGAUUUCUCCGGCGUGGAGGCUUCCUCGCCGGGCUUUACGAUCUCCCAGGAAGAGAUCACCGGUCUGGCCGCUGCCUUCCGGGAUACCGGCUAUGCUAUGCAGCACGGGUUCCACAUUGGAGGAGAGAAGUUCCUCGCCAUCAAGGCUGACGAGCGCAGUCUGUACGGCAAGAAGGGCAAGGAGGGUGCCAUCGUUGUCAGGGCCGUCUCGUGCAUUAUGGUCGGUCACCACACUGAGGCCGUACAGACCACCAACGCUGCCGCUGCCAUCGAGAAGGUCGCCGAUUAUAUCAACGGCGCCUAAGAAAGAGGAAAAUCUUGUAUGUUGAAUUUAGUCCUGGGAUCAGACAAUAUGUCAGCUUCGAUUCUUGAAAUGUAAAUCACAAUGGUGGUGCUUUCUAAUUCUUUUAUCUUCUUCUUCUUCUUUUUCGUCUUCUUCUUUUCCGGCCUUUUCUCCUCUUGUUUAGUAUCACCCAUGCCACGUAGAUAUAUGCAACAUGUACUCUUAUAAUGCCUUGAAUGAAUCAGAUCAGAUACCUGGGGAAUGUGCUCUACAUGAUGAGUGCUUGUUCAGCCGUGUAUCUUUCUUGCUGCAAUAUGAGAGCAGCCUACACUUGUUUUCUGUUCUGUUCUUUCGGGUCCGAAC
Molecule: messenger RNA, 694 nt
Organism: Aspergillus ochraceoroseus IBT 24754
Lineage: Eukaryota; Fungi; Ascomycota; Eurotiomycetes; Eurotiales; Aspergillaceae
Gene: pfy1
Product: profilin
Exons: 3
Coding region: 8-352 (114 amino acids)
Cellular component (GO): cell cortex
Molecular function (GO): actin monomer binding
Source: RefSeq, a predicted model, not a curated record